GAUGGUUUGGGUCCUGAAAUUACCAUGGAAUAUUUAAAUGGCAGCGGAGUCUACGCUCGAGAUGUAGCAAAAGCGAGAGACCUCGAGAGAAGAACGGGAAAAGAUGAUGAGGGACAGGUGGUGGAAAGAGCGCGGGGAGCCUUAUCAAAGUCUCUUUAUUCGGGGAGAAAACCAAAAUCUCCCCGCGGCACCCUUGCCACAGCCCACUGUCAAGGUUAUGCCCGGACCCGAUUCACUUUGGAUGCAAGAUUAUUUUUCCUUAAACGUCUAGCAACCCAAGCCUCUUUUUUACGCAACUUUUCUUCGGCUUUUCCUUACUGUCUCUAAUUGCCCUUAUUGGAACACCCAAACAGGUGUUCUUCAUCUUGAGAAGUCUGUAAACGUGAGCAAGGCUGUCUCCUCCUGGUUAUGGAGACAGGGGGAAAUUUGCAGUAGUAAGAAAAUGUAUAAACAAAGAGACUGAAAAAGAGUUUGCGGCAAAGUUCAUGAGGAAAAGAAGAAAAGGCCAAGACUGUCGAAUGGACAUAAUUCAUGAGAUUGCAGUCCUGGAAUUAGCACAAUGCAAUCGAUGGGUUAUUAACUUGCAUGAAGUAUAUGAGACGCCAACAGAAAUUAUUUUGGUUUUGGAAUAUGCUGCUGGUGGAGAAAUCUUUGACCAGUGUGUAGCUGAAAGAGAAGAUGCCUUCAAGGAAAAAGAUGUUAAGCAUCUCAUGAGGCAGAUUUUAGAAGGAGUUUCCUUUUUACAUCAAAAUAAUGUAGUUCAUCUUGACUUGAAGCCGCAAAACAUUUUGUUAACUUGUGAAUCGCCAUUUGGAGAAAUUCGGAUAGUUGACUUUGGACUUUCCAGAGUAAUGAAAAAUAGUGAAGAAGUAAGAGAAAUUAUGGGAACACCUGAAUAUGUUGCUCCAGAAAUUCUAAGCUAUGAUCCAAUCAGCACUGCAACAGAUAUGUGGAGCAUUGGAGUGUUAACAUAUGUCAUGCUAACAGGAGUGUCACCUUUUUGGGGGAAUGAUAAACAAGAAACAUUCUUAAAUAUAUCUCAGAUAAAUGUAAAUUACUCUGAAGAUUUUGAUCUUGUAUCUGAAUAUGCAGUAGAUUUCAUCAAAUCUCUUUUGAUUAAAAAACCCGAGAAACGGGCAACUGCAGAAGAAUGUUUGCUGCAUUCUUGGCUGGCUCAAACUGAUAUGCCUGAUAAAAUAUGCUGUAUUAAAAACACAGAAGAUGAAACAAAUACCACUAUUAUAAAUGAAAUCUCUACAUCUGAAAAUUCUACAAACGGAGAAAAAACAGAAGAACCAGUAGUAAAAGAAGAGCUUAUUUUAAUGGCUUCCUAUACACUGGGUCAGUGCAGGCAAUCAAAAAAAGAUAAAAUUGUUACACACAAAACUAUUUCAAAAUUAUUUAAAUUUAAGGAACCAUUUCUCCAUGAAAUACCUGGAGUUUACUGAAAAUACUCAAUACCUGCAAUUUAUUGAACUGCAGCUUGCUUCUACUUUGAUCCCUAACUUGCCUGAUUGGCUCUUUUCUUUUAGAUCAAUUAUGUACAGCCAAAUAACAUUUAUAUAAAAAUGUUAUUGUAAAGUAGAAGGAAAAUAUUAAAAAAAUCAUCUGCCAAACACCUUAAUAUUCUAUGGAAUUGAUAAUAUUGGAAAUACUUAAUACAGAAAAAAGUUGAAACAUUAGUUUAUUUUAAAAUAUCCAAUACAUGUAAAGCAUUGUUUUAGAUGUUCUGUUCAAGUACGUAUUCAUGGUAGAUAUUUCAGUUGCCUGAAUAAAACUGAUGUAUUUUUUCAGGUGCAUAAAAUAGCUAGUUAGACUUUGGAUACUAGUAUAUAAGUUUCCAGAUUUCAUAAUUUAAUAUUAUUUCUGAUAAAUACCUCUAUCUGUACUCCUAACUUUAAUUUUAAUGUUUGCCAUUGGGAAAAGAAGUUUUUUUGAAAUAUGUACAUUAGUUUUGGUAUUUAAUUUAUAUACUUAUCAUUUGGGACCAAUAAUGCUGUUCUUUAGUUAUUAGGGAAAAAUGCAAAGUAUUUUUAGUUUCUAAUAUGUUUAGAUAGACUUGAAUCUAAUUUGGCCAGUGGGCUUUUACUGAUCCUAUUUUUAGCUUUGCUCCUAAAUUUAUUUUAUUUCAGCGCUUCUAGUUUAUCAAGAUGUUUUGUCUUCUUUAAAAAAAUUGAUCACAGAAAUAGACAUAUCUUGCUAUUUUGCAGAUUUUUUCUUCUACUUAUAAAAGGAUAGCUGUGCUAUAACUCAAAGAAUGAAAGAUCCCUAGAAACCUACUUAUUUGCAGAAUGUACAUCAUGCGGUUUAUCUAUCAUCGUUUGCUUCUUAAAAUUUGUAUUCUACAUUCAUGAAAAGUGCUUUAUUUCUAAUAGAUUCAGAACCAUAUUUAGACUGUAGAUUUAAAUAGAAUAAUUUGAUUAAUUUUCUUAAAAUUUCAACAUUAGUGCACUAGAAAACUUGAAGAAAUGUUCACUAUGAAGCUAGUAUAUUAAUUUAUAUUAAGUAUAAAUGCAAGUUUCUGACUCCAUACUUCUUUAUAAGAAAUUAUGAGGCUCUAGCAAUGGUUCUCACAAGUUAAAAAUGGAAUUUCAAGGAAACAUUGAUUUGGUGCUUAUUAUUAAUUAAUGCAAUAUUUGUGUUUGUGUCUUUUCAUAUUUCAGUUCAGGUGCAUUCUUAAUAUAUAUAUAUAUAUAUUUCUUAACUUGUAGUUGUAAAUCUGAAAAAAACUAAAGGCUUUUACAAUUAUGUUACCUAUACAGAAUGAAACCAUGAUUUAUUGUAGUUUGAUAAAGAGGAUGUCUGUUAUUUUCAAUUGCAUAUUAAAUUGGACACUAUGUCAUCCACAGCAAGAUCAUUACACAAGUGAUGUGAAUUAUGUUAUUUGUAUUAUUUUUGUUACUGUGUGAUUAUAAAACGAUGACAAUUUACCUAUGACUGCAAUGGAGCCUGCUCAUUAUGGUUGCAUGUUGCAAGACAGCCUCACUAUACAGCCCCUUCCCCUUCUCUCACUGAAGUGCUCAUUAAAAAAAUCUAAUCAUUUCUUCUAGGCAGCUUCUAGUUGGAAAUAUAGAUAAGGACUUGCACUCUAGAUACUUGGAUCAUAAUGCAGCAUAGUCAACAAGAAAUAGGAGUACCAAAUAAAGUGUUAUGAAUAGUAGAUAAACACCAUGUCUUUAAAUAGCUAAGCAAUUUUACAAAAUCCUGAUAGGUGCACUAUGAUUAUGGAAACACCACCUUUAAAUACUACAGCCCAAUUAGGUUCUUCCAUUGGCCAGUACAAAAAUUAUUUCUUUAAUAUGGUAAACUGUUUUUUCUGGUUCUUUGAUGAUCUUUAGAAUUUGCAUAUCAUUAUUUUUUUUCAACUCCCCAAAGAGGAAUAUUCAUAAUGUUUUAAGGAAAUGUUUAAUUCUGAAAUUGUUUCCUGCUUUCCAAUAAAAAAAAUGUCAUUCCAUUCCAAAGAAUUUCUAUUAAAUAAUACUACCAAAGUU
Crotalus tigris (Tiger rattlesnake) is the source of this 3491-nucleotide messenger RNA. It is a transcript of the gene STK17A, whose product is annotated as serine/threonine kinase 17a. The coding region runs from base 486 to 1448 and encodes 320 amino acids. Gene Ontology annotation, molecular function: ATP binding; protein serine/threonine kinase activity. The transcript is spliced from 7 exons. Gene Ontology annotation, biological process: protein phosphorylation; intracellular signal transduction; positive regulation of apoptotic process. The record is from RefSeq and is a predicted model, not a curated record. Gene Ontology annotation, cellular component: nucleus. NCBI's taxonomy places the organism in Eukaryota, Metazoa, Chordata, Lepidosauria, Squamata, Viperidae.